Naegleria fowleri is the source of this 1203-nucleotide messenger RNA. RefSeq lists its product as uncharacterized. NCBI's taxonomy places the organism in Eukaryota, Heterolobosea, Eutetramitea, Acrasida, Naegleriidae. The coding region runs from base 1 to 1203 and encodes 400 amino acids. The record is from RefSeq and is a predicted model, not a curated record. The transcript has a single exon.
AUGCCUCCACUGCUCAUAUCUCCGUCUUUUACCUCUUUCACGACAACAUUUCACCCAAACAUCGCCGCCUUCAACAAUGAUGAUUCAUCAGCACUUGUUCCACCAACAACGGAAAAUUCAUUCAAGUCCACUCAAUUACGAUUGUAUCAUAAAACGAGGAAUUAUCACAUUCAAUCCUUGACCAAUGCGUUGCAUCCCAAAACUGAAAAGAUGAAAUCUAUGAAAAUUCCAUCCGAUGGUCAAGAGGAUGGUGCUGCCAUCAACAACACUUCUCGAAAACAGCAGAAUCCGAACCGAUCAUCAUUCAUGACGGACUUGACCACCACCUUCUCGAAUCAACAAGAUCCAUUCACACCACCAUCACCACGACGACAUGUUCAUGGUGCAUCACCGCUGCUCGGAAUUACCACCACCACUCCGAAAGAAUCCAUCUUUCCUCCGAAUCAUCAUCCACACAAGAAUAACCACCCUCACAACAAUCAACCUUCCCAAGAUCCACUGGCAGCCAUCUUUCACAGCCAUCUCCAACCUUCUUUAGAUGUUGAUGAUGAUACUACAAACAACAGACAGCUGAGCGAUGACGAUCAUUUAAUGGAUGACAAAUUACUGUCAUCUUCCUCCUUCUCAUUGAUGACGAGUAGAAAUGACCUUCGCUCUCCUCCUCCUCUCUCGACACGCCCAUCCACUCCUCUCUUUCCACGAGCUCCUCAUGAAUCAAGUCAUUCCCUUCUUCAGAAAGAGAUGGAAUCUCCUCCUUCCCUUAAUCAUGAGAUCCAUCAUGACUCCUCUGUUUUAUCCACCCCACAAACUUUCUCAACACCAACUAAGCUUACUUCCAUCAUGAAAGACCAUGACUCUUCCUCAAACACUCGGAACACACCAAUUGGAUUGACAUCCACACCACCACCACCGAAUGAUGAUCAUCAUUGGUUGAUGAAACAAAUCUCAUCCUGGUUUUCCUUUCUCAUCCAUUACUUCUUCAAGUCGUCUUCCUUCAAUGAUGCGACCCUAUUCAAACGAAUUUUAAAACAACUCGUAUUGAUCAAUCCAUAUUUGAGAGCAAACAUUCGAAGAGGAAGAGAAGACACUUUUCGUGCACGAUCGUAUGGUGGUGGUGGUGGUGGUGCUCCUACUGCCACUCCAACCACUUCCACAAUUUCCUAUCACAAUCAUUCAUUGGCUCCUUGGCAGUGGAGUUUGUGA